UCAACACUCCAGGAAGACGGGAGGGGGGAAAAAGUGGCUAGAAAAGUGUUGAGUAUUCUUGCAGAGGAGGGACGUCACAGCCCGAACACAGACGGCAGAAGUAGGAAUAGGAUCAUACCAAGACAGGAGAGAGAAGUUCAAUCUGUCACAUCAAAACAUACAACAUUACAAGCAAAAGGACAAAGUGGAUUCCCGAUGCGACUCGUUAGGGAAUAUCUGAAUGAUAAUAAAUAUUAUGUAUGCAUCGUGACCAGUCGCUGCCAUAAAGGGUCCGGGCUGAAAACAAGGGACUGAUUAUGGUUUUCCGUUCUUCCCCCUCUCUUUCUCUCCAACAAAUCGGCGGAGGUUUUGCGCACAACCGGGAGGUGCCGCUGACUGACGGCAGGAGGGAAUGAAAGUUUGCCAGGCGGGCGGAAUAUUUUUCGACGUAAACACUUCUUGUUUUGGACACCAGGACUGCGCAUUUCAAUUCUGUACACAUUGCAGAAUCUUCUAAAAAAUGUGGACAUUCACUUAGCCGAGCAGUGACAUCGAAAUCCACACAGAAAUCCUGUUUAAGGCGUAUGCGUUGGUCGCGGCGUGACAUGACGGCAGUGGCAGAUUGACGCGGAUAUCACGAGCGCCGCUGUUUGGGAGCUCGGCUUUUUGACUUGUCGCGAAGUUCUGCCUCUCGAUUGACCUAUUUUGAGAUAUAUAUACGGCUCGUGUAUAUAUAUAUAUUAAUAUACUGUUUGUGACAGAGGUACGCUUGGCUUAAUUUACGCAGUGCUGCCAAAAUGAGUGCAGAGACGGAGCGCAGUGUGGCACAUCUGACUCAAGCUCGUGUAAAUGUUGCCAUGCAGUCUUCAGGAUUAUAGGCUCAACCCCAGCCUUUAUCAUCGAUAAAUGCUCGCUAGGCAUUUCUCUGUGUUUUCCGGCUAACGUUCGCCUGAAGAACCGGGUCACUUGGCCUCAAAGAACCUUUUGUUUUCCGGUAAAAAGAAACAAACAUUUUAUGGUCAGAUAUCCUGCAGCUGUUGUUGGUUAAACUGGUUGAGGCGGGGACGAGCCAAAUGUUUCUCCAGGGACCUCACAAGUUUUUCUCAACUGUCCCUUGAAAUAAACAUUGUGGUAAAAAAACAAUAGCGCAGUCGUAUCUGCACUUUUGGAGUACCUAUUUUUCAUUUUCCUUUUUAGAAAUCUUGCAAAAAUGUCAGAAAACGCACCUACGCGGAGUCUGGAUGACAUCGACCUGGCCGCCCUGCGGGACCCAGCAGGAAUCUUCGAGCUGGUGGAGGUCGUGGGCAACGGCACCUACGGACAAGUGUACAAGGGUCGUCAUGUUAAGACUGGUCAGCUGGCAGCCAUAAAGGUCAUGGAUGUGACUGAGGAAGAGGAGGAGGAAAUCAAAGCUGAGAUUAACAUGCUGAAGAAGUACAGUCACCAUAGGAACAUCGCCACCUACUAUGGAGCCUUCGUGAAGAAGAGCCCGCCUGGACAUGACGACCAGCUCUGGUUGGUGAUGGAGUUUUGCGGUGCUGGCUCAGUAACAGACUUGGUGAAGAACACGAAGGGCAGCUCCCUGAAAGAAGACUGGAUUGCUUACAUCUGCAGAGAAAUACUGAGAGGUCUGUCUCACCUCCAUGCUCAUAAAGUCAUCCACAGAGACAUCAAGGGACAGAAUGUACUGCUUACAGAGAACGCAGAGGUUAAACUCGUGGACUUUGGGGUGAGCGCACAGCUGGAUCGUACAGUUGGUAGAAGAAACACUUUUAUUGGCACUCCAUACUGGAUGGCCCCUGAAGUCAUUGCCUGUGAUGAGAAUCCCGACUCCACCUAUGAUUAUAGGAGUGAUAUCUGGUCUCUGGGAAUCACCGCUAUAGAGAUGGCUGAAGGAGCACCUCCAUUGUGUGACAUGCAUCCCAUGCGAGCUUUGUUCCUUAUCCCACGGAACCCACCUCCUAAACUGAAGUCCAAGAAAUGGUCAAAAAAGUUCAUUGACUUCAUCGAGGGCUGUCUUGUGAAGUCCUAUCCGAGUCGUCCAUCCACAGAACAGCUGCUGAAGCACUCGUUCAUCAGAGACCAGCCAACUGAGAGACAAGUCCGCAUCCAGCUCAAAGAUCACAUUGACCGCACUCGCAAGAAACGCGGUGAAAAGGAGGAGACCGAGUAUGAGUACAGCGGUAGUGAUGAAGAGGAUGAGAACAGAGGAGAUGAGAGAGAAUCCAGCUCUAUUUUGAAUGUUCCUGGUGAGUCGACGUUGCGGAGGGAUUUCCUGCGGCUGCAGCAGGAGAAUAAGGAGCGCUCAGAGGCCUUAAAGAGACAGCAGGCGCAGCUCGCUGCUCAGCGCAGAGACCCUGAGGAGCACAAACGCCAGCUGCUGCAUGACCGGCAGAAGCGGAUAGAGGAGCAGAAAGAACAGAGGCGUCGCUUGGAGGAGCAACAGAGAAAGGAGAGAGAUAUGGUGCGGCAGCAACAGGAUAAAGCUCCUCACCGGAGACUCGAUGACAUGAGACGAGAGGAGGACAGGAGGAUGGCAGAGAGAGAGCAGGAGUUUAUAAGACAUAAGUUGGAGGAAGAGCAGCGGCAGUUAGAGAUACUGCAGCAGCAGUUACUUCAGGAGCAGGCAUUGCUCAUGGAGUAUAAACGUAAACAGCUGGAGGAGCAGAGACAGUCAGAAAGACUUCAGAGACAGCUGCAGCAGGAGCAUGCAUACCUUGUCUCACUCCAGCAGCAACAGCAGCAACAAGACAAGAAACCACAGAUGUACCACUACAGCAAGAACCUAGAGAACAACAAACCAUCCUGGGCUAGAGAGGUUGAGGAGCGCAGUAAACUGAACAGACAGGGCUCUCCUAAAAUCUGCACUACAGUGUCUGACACCAAUAUCCAGUCGCGUUCAGAAUCAAUCAGCCAAUCAGGAGCCGCACAGACCCCACCUAUGCAGAGACCUGUGGAACCACAGGGUGGGCAGGGAAAGUUCCAGAUGGCGCACCUGGUGCCGUUAAAACCGUAUGCCGCUCCUGUCCCUCGCUCUCAGUCUCUUUGCGAUCAGCCCACUAAGACCAUGUCCGCCUUCCCCACCCAGGAUCCCUCUCCCACACCCACAGCUCGUCCUCUACACUCCAGAGAACUAGUCCGUCAAAACUCUGACCCCACCUCAGAGACCCCUGCCCCUCAGUCUCGGCCAAUGAGGGAUGACCGGGGACCCUGGAUCCGUCUUCCUGAGAUUGAACAACCUCCUAAAAUUCCCCAGAGAACAGCCUCCAUAGCCACUGCACUGAACACAAAUCUCUCCUCCGGCAUCAGACACCCAGUUCGAGCAAGUAAUCCUGAUCUGAGUCGCAAUGAGCGCUGGGAGAGAGGAGAUAGCAUGAGCAUCAUGUCCAAUCUGCCACAGACCGGCUCUCUAGAACGACACCGCAUACUCAGCUCAUCCAAGAUGGAUUCCUCCCCCACCCUUUCUCAUGAAGGCCGACACAAACCAGGAGAAUCCCGAACCUCAUCCAGACCCAGCAGACCAGCGAGCUAUAAGAGAGCAAUAGGAGAGGACCAUGGUCUGUACUCUAAGGAGCGGGCAGAGGAGCAGCCACGGCCCCCAGUGAAGGCUAAUGAUUACUCCUCUUCCUCAGAAAGCAGUGAGAGCAGUGAAGAGAGUGAGAGUGGAGAGGGAGCAGAAGAGGAAAGCCCUACUGACCGCCCACGUGAUGCAGAUUCUGACUCUGUUAACACAAUGGUGGUCCACGAGGAGGUGGAAGGUGAAGGAGGAGACGAAGAACGUGCCGGAGGAUAUGGAGACCAAACCAUGCUUGUACAGAGGACUCCAGAGAAGCGUAGUCAUAAUGGAUACACCAACCUGCCUGAUGUGGUUCAGCCCUCCCACUCUCCCACAGACUCUGCCUCCCACUCUUCUCCUGGGAAAGACUCUACCUGUGAUUACCAGUCCAGGGGAUUGGUGAAGGCCUCUGGAAAGUCCUCUUUUACUACCUUUGUGGACCUUGGAAUGUACCAACCAUCAGGGGGCACAGGCGAUAACAUGUCUGGUGGAGGUCUGGGCUCUCGCUUUGAACAAUUGAAGCUGGAGGUGAGGAAAGGGUCCAUGGUCAAUGUCAAUCCCACCAACAUUCGUCCAGUUAGUGACACUCCUGAAAUCCGCAAAUACAAGAAGAGAUUCAACUCUGAGAUCCUCUGUGCUGCUCUCUGGGGUGUGAAUCUGCUGGUAGGGACAGAGAACGGUCUGAAGCUGCUGGAUCGAAGUGGCCAAGGGAAAGUUUAUCCAUUGAUCAACUCACGCAGGUUUCAACAGAUGGAUGUUCUGGAGGGACUGAACCUCCUCAUCACUAUAUCAGGGAAGAAGAAUAAGGUGCGUGUGUAUUAUCUAGCCUGGCUGAGGAAUAAAAUCCUCCAUAAUGACCCAGAGGUGGAGAAGAAACAGGGCUGGACCACUGUAGGAGAAAUGGAGGGCUGUGUGCACUACAAAGUUGUGAAAUAUGAAAGGAUUAAGUUUCUGGUUAUCGCUAUGAAGAAUGCUGUGGAGGUUUACGCCUGGGCUCCCAAACCUUACCACAAAUUCAUGGCCUUCAAGUCAUUUGGAGACCUGCCACACAGGCCUCUGUUGGUUGACCUCACAGUGGAAGAGGGUCAGAGGUUAAAGGUCAUCUAUGGGUCAAGUGCCGGCUUCCAUGCCAUUGAUGUUGACUCUGGAAACAACUAUGACAUCUACAUUCCUGUACACAUCCAGUCACAGGUGACUCCUCACGCCAUCGUAUUCCUGCCCAAUUCAGAUGGGAUGGAGAUGCUGUUGUGUUAUGAGGAUGAGGGUGUUUACGUCAACACGUAUGGGCGCAUCAUUAAAGAUGUGGUGCUGCAGUGGGGAGAAAUGCCCACUUCUGUGGCCCACAUCUGCUCUAAUCAGAUUAUGGGAUGGGGAGAGAAAGCCAUAGAGAUCCGUUCUGUUGAGACGGGACACCUGGAUGGAGUCUUCAUGCACAAGAGAGCUCAGAGGCUCAAGUUCCUAUGUGAAAGAAAUGACAAGGUGUUUUUUGCGUCGGUGCGUUCUGGUGGCAGCAGUCAAGUCUACUUUAUGACCCUCAACAGAAACUGCAUUAUGAACUGGUGAAAGAGCUGCCACAUGAACAUAGAUUCUGCUGUGUGCACACUGGCAAACACUGAAGAGAUAGUCCUCACACACAACAUCAUCCACAGACACAUUCUCACACUCUGUAAAUACACACACACAAACACACUCCUGCACAAACUUACAUAUAGAACAGAGUUAUUUACUUCAUAUCUUCCUGAAGACACUCCUUCACCAUUCUCCUGUGAUCUCUGAGCCAACUGUACAAGGCACGCGUGUCUGCCGUGAGCGCGCUGUUGACCUCUGACAGAGCAAUGUUGUGUUCAUCUGAUUCCACAUGGGUUAGCUUUCAGCUCACUGGGGCCAACGAUCCUCACUGCUAAUAUUUCUGACCUUUCUAAGACCAGACAACAAGACUAACUGUACAUUAUUCUACUAGAAAUGCGUGUAAACUAUGAGAAUCGUUUAACUGUCAUGCGUCUUGUGACGCAGCAUUAGCGUGCGUGCGUGUGAGACUUUAUAAGCUACUUUGAGCAGCAGAAACCACUCGAGGUGGUACUGCAACAUCUGUAAUUUUCCAUUUUAACUGUAGAGUGUAGUAGUCAUUUGUUUCCUGGUUGCAUUCAGAGUUUCAGAUAAAAGUGAUAUAAUGUUUUCUUUCAACAUGUAGAAGUUUAGAAAUUGAUUUAGAAAUAGGAGUUAACAUUCUGAAAUGGCUUCCCUUCUGAGCAAGGGAAGGUUUUUUCGCUUUCUUGAUGUAUAAACAAUAAUCUGAA
This is a messenger RNA of Carassius carassius (crucian carp), 5832 nucleotides long. It is a transcript of the gene mink1, whose product is annotated as misshapen-like kinase 1. NCBI's taxonomy places the organism in Eukaryota, Metazoa, Chordata, Actinopteri, Cypriniformes, Cyprinidae. The record is from RefSeq and is a predicted model, not a curated record. Gene Ontology annotation, biological process: protein phosphorylation. Gene Ontology annotation, molecular function: ATP binding; protein kinase activity. The transcript is spliced from 32 exons. The coding region runs from base 1190 to 5098 and encodes 1302 amino acids.